This is a messenger RNA of Gongylonema pulchrum, 1065 nucleotides long. The record is from the annotation of a GenBank genome assembly. Lineage: Eukaryota; Metazoa; Nematoda; Chromadorea; Rhabditida; Gongylonematidae.
AUGGAUCGAGAUGUCCAGGUAGAAGAGGGCAGCAAAGUGGAGGACGAAACAGACAAGGAAAAGAAAGGCACUGAGAAGGAAGCGAAGGAAAACCCAACAAUGGAUGAGGAAGCUGGCGGAGGAGAGGAAAACAGGGCAGACCGGGUGGAAAACGGGGCAGGAGGGGACAGCACCAAAAUGGAAAUCGGAAUGACCGAGGAAAAGAAAGGAGCUGGGACAAAUGCGGAGCAAAACAGGACAGAAGAGGGUGGCAGAAUGGAGGACGGGACGACCACAGAAAAGGAAGGGGCUGCGAUGGAAAUGGAGGAAGACUCAGGAAUGGGUGGGGAAGACGCCGGAGAAGAAGAAAACGAGGCGGAUAGGGAGGAAAAUAAGGCAGGAGGGGAAGGAACGAAGGAGGGCCACAUAUGUGAGGGAGAAAACGGGGCAGAAAUCGAAGGGGGCAAAGCAGAGGGAGAUCAAAGUGAGACAGGCGGUACAAAAGGAACUGAAGAGGAAAAAAGCAAAGGAGGCAAAACAGGGAGGAAGCGGAGCAAGAAGGGCAGAAGGUCCAGCAAGAGUGAGACAAGUACGGCAGAAAUGGAUGCGAAGGAACGGAAUGCCGCUGAAGGGGGAAGCGACUCGGGCAAGGACGAGGGCACCUACAUCGUCGAGAAGAUACUCGCGGAACGUUACAACAAGCGGAAGAAGUCGUGUGAUUCGCUGAUCAAGGAAUUUCGCGCCCAGCAAAGAGAGAAAUGGGAAAACAAACGGCGCGCAUUAUGGAAAGAGUUGAUGCAUCCGGGCUCCAAAGGUGCUGCUCCUGCUGCUGCUGAAUCAAAGGAAAACUCGUCCACUCCACCUGCUGCAGAUUGCGCGGUAAAUCGUAGCUGUGAGACCCCGGACAGCACCCAUUCUGCACAAACUGCUUGCACUGUAACAACACGUUCCCGAAAACGACCCGCUUCUUGCACCGCAGAUUUGGCAGAGAAAUACAGCAUCACAUUUUCGAAUGAAAACGAAGAUGAUGAUAAUGAUGAAAGUCCACCGACACAAAGUUUGUUGCAUUUCUUUUUUCGCUUUUAA